This is a messenger RNA of Trematosphaeria pertusa, 1323 nucleotides long. RefSeq lists its product as uncharacterized. Bases 178 to 1260 code for a protein of 360 amino acids. The record is from RefSeq and is a predicted model, not a curated record. The transcript is spliced from 4 exons. NCBI's taxonomy places the organism in Eukaryota, Fungi, Ascomycota, Dothideomycetes, Pleosporales, Trematosphaeriaceae.
UAAUUGUGGGGUCCCACGUGCCAGCGCGUGGAAGUCGCGUUUGGGGCGGAGCUAUGACCAACUAAUAUCACAUCAGGGGCAGCAUCAGCUUUCCUCCCAACAAUCCCACGUCUCCAAUUUGCAUCUCAUCUCCUCAGCCACGUCUUUCCGUACCUUCAAUCUCCGUUAAGUGCGACCAUGCCACCAUCAAAGAAACAGAAAAUCAGCAAGGACUCGAGCGUUCCGACUCGCGAGGACGAUGCCAGCGCUUCAACGCCUCACGAGAGCAACGAUGAGGGCCGCGAUGUCAAAUCAAUCCCUCUGCAUGAAUACAUCUGCAUCCACCGACCGCACUUCGACCUCGAAGCCGAGAACCGCACCCUAGGCGAUGACGAGCUUGAAGGUGAGCUAGGUGAAAAGUACGUUAAGAUCUUUGAGGAGGAGAAGGCGAGCGGAAAGAUACUGCAGCCUGCGGCCGAUAACAAGGAGUGGAAGUGGGUCAUGAUGUGGGAGAGCUGGAAGAUGUUCUGCGAUUGGAGGCGGAGGGCCAAGUAUUGCGACCCGGAUAACUUCGGCAUGUACAUCUGCAAUGACUGGUACGGGUGGGGUUUGCAAGAAUUGAUGGAGAACCUGAUGCUCAAAUUCGAUGCGAAGCUGAGAGCGAAGGGUGAAGAUUCGUUCAAGGAGAUGUGGGCUGCUAUUAGCACGCUUGCUCUCUGGCUGAACGAGGAUGAAAUGGGCCCCUUCAUCAACAACGAAGAUGGCGACAAGGUCAAGGCUCUGACCGGCCUGAUGGGAUGCGCUCUGCUCACCGCCCUCGCUGCACUUGAAGAUGGCGGUGAACUAAAACCCGAUUCCAAAUUUCUCGAUCUACCUCUCGUCAUCAGCUCCUUCUUGGAAUGGGCUCACGACCUCGAUGCCUACGGUAUUGACGAGGACGCUGUCGAGUGGAGGACUCAUGCAGUAGCCUACUUUACCAAGGCAGGUCUGGACGUCGAGAAGGGCGUCUAUGGCACCGCCAAGUUGCUAGAGAUGUUGAAGGAAGAUGGCGAUGGCGACGGCGUGAAUGCUGCUGGGAAGUCGGAUAAGGACCCUUGGGGAUGGGCGAAGAGGCUUAGAGCGUAUAAGAGGGAUCACGGUACGCCGAACAUCGGUGGGUCACGCCAUGACAUUACCCGGAUGUCACGGAAGGAGAGGGCUCAAUAUGCGUUCGACGGGAAGGAUCCGUUGAAGGAUAUCUCGGCAAAGGAUUUGAAGGAGGGGAAUUUAGACUUCGUGUAGAGUUUUGCGCGUUGACUUGGAUUUAAAGAGCUUGCAAUACUAGGAGUUUGGUGUUGUAUACCA